UGCGCGGAAUUUCGAAGUAUUGGGAUUGCUUUAGGAUCUGCCUUUUGAAACCUCGAUCAAAAAAUUAAAAAAGGGAAAGUUGUGAAACUCUGUUAUUGUAAAUUAAUUGUAUCAAUGGUUCUUUACCUCACUUUGGAACCUCCGGUAUUAUUGAUACAUGUUUCACUUGGAUAGAGUGAGUUUUUCAGGAAAGACAGUGGAACGAUAAGUACCUAACUAUGGGCUACUGAUUCUGAAGUGGUUUUACACGCAGUGGAACUCGCGUUCCGUCUCUAAGUUUCCAAGAAUUUCUUAUGCAACGUUGAUAAUUUCUAGUCCGCAGUAAUUCUGAUUUGAUCAUUCUUCUGUAAUCUGGAUCCAGAGAACAAGCAGUCCACAACUGCGAAGCCGCCGUUUUGCAUUCUGCUAUUGUUCUUCAUCGUCUUAAUGUUAUUCGCUUAAUUACGUACGAAUCCCCUACGGCAGCUAUAUUCUGCAAGCUAUCGCUGACAAGAAUCGAAACAAGUAGACGGUGGGGAAAGGAAAUAGAAUGAAUGCUCCACGGCGCUUUACAUCUCGAAGAGUGCACAACCUGAGGGAUUUGACAUCGGCUUCGGGUUUGUCCUCCUUGAAAUCUGGAAAUUCUUAUAAAAGGAAACUGGUGGAUAAUAAUCGUGAUUUUAUUGACGAUGAAGCCGAAAGCGAUCCGGAAUUACAAACCUUACGCCUGGCUGUUUUUGCGUCGAAAAGACAGGAACCAUCGCAUCCAGCUGGCUCCAGUCGUAGUCGCGACCAUCCCGAUAGUUCUUCCUUAAAAAACACGAGAGACUCUUCCUCAGACCACAGAGCGUAUUCGGAUAGAAAGCACUCGGAUUCCCUGGCAUCUCCUGAUAAGGGCUACAGUAAAUCUCCAAAACUGGAAGAUCUUGAUAUAGAAGAUCUGAAACGGAGGAUCCGGACGAAAAAACGAUCCCGUUAUGGGCGGAGGAACGAUUCGGAUUCGGACCAGAGUUCAAGUGAAGACGACUACUACGAUUACGCGAAGUCAAGGCGCACUGAAUCGUCUGAUCUGCCCACUGGCCGAGCAAAACCCAACUUCAGUCCUCCGAAAAAUGGCAACGACACCAGUAUUCUCUCGCUGCAGCGCCAGACGAGCAAUAACAGUAUUCAUGGCCGUGUCUCACGGGCGGAACGCCAGAAUUCAUCUUCCUCAUCAUCCAAACCCUCCGCUGGGUCAACCAACAACACGACCAUUGUAACGAAGCCCAUGGAAGAAGAACCGCCCGCCCCGACCGUCAACGACACCGCCAUGAUGGAACGCCGUCGCCAGAAAUUCCAAUCCGGAGUCGGGCCCGUCAAUCCGGAAGAGAAAUCCAAAGUCUCCUUAGCCAGCCUGAAAUCGAAUCCUUCGUCGUCGUUGUCGUCAGCAAAGGAAGCCGAAAGUAUGCCUAAGACUGCUUCAGAUUGAAGAUGGGGCCUAAUAGUGGCUGCCGUAGUUUGUUGCAUGUAGUGAAUGCAACAGCAUCGCUCAUAAGUAUGACAUGUACCAUGUUAUUCAGCGGGAUACGGAUGAGAUUGCUACUCAGUUGUUCACUAACUGAGCGAGAUGACAGAAAAGUCAGAAAAGAAAUAAAUUUUAU
This is a messenger RNA of Paramacrobiotus metropolitanus, 1619 nucleotides long. RefSeq lists its product as uncharacterized. Bases 530 to 1447 code for a protein of 305 amino acids. The record is from RefSeq and is a predicted model, not a curated record. The transcript has 5 exons. Lineage: Eukaryota; Metazoa; Tardigrada; Eutardigrada; Parachela; Macrobiotidae.